Molecule: messenger RNA, 2903 nt
Organism: Homo sapiens (human)
Lineage: Eukaryota; Metazoa; Chordata; Mammalia; Primates; Hominidae
Gene: OTUD5
Product: OTU deubiquitinase 5
Exons: 9
Coding region: 38-1753 (571 amino acids)
Biological process (GO): protein deubiquitination; negative regulation of cytokine production; cell differentiation
Cellular component (GO): nucleus
Molecular function (GO): cysteine-type deubiquitinase activity
Source: RefSeq, marked reviewed
GCGCCGGGUUUGUUGGGGGGUACUCGGCAGUGCAGCCAUGACUAUACUCCCCAAAAAGAAGCCGCCGCCUCCCGACGCCGACCCCGCCAACGAGCCGCCGCCGCCCGGGCCGAUGCCCCCGGCGCCGCGGCGCGGCGGAGGUGUGGGCGUGGGCGGCGGCGGCACGGGCGUGGGCGGCGGCGAUCGCGACCGUGACUCCGGCGUCGUGGGGGCCCGUCCGCGAGCUUCGCCACCGCCUCAAGGCCCGCUACCAGGACCGCCGGGCGCUCUUCAUCGCUGGGCGCUGGCCGUGCCGCCUGGUGCAGUGGCGGGUCCCCGGCCACAACAGGCUUCUCCACCUCCUUGCGGGGGCCCAGGUGGUCCCGGCGGCGGUCCCGGCGACGCGCUGGGCGCAGCGGCGGCGGGUGUGGGUGCCGCGGGCGUGGUGGUGGGUGUGGGUGGUGCCGUAGGCGUGGGCGGCUGCUGCUCCGGGCCUGGGCACAGCAAGCGGCGACGUCAAGCUCCCGGGGUUGGCGCGGUUGGCGGGGGCAGUCCCGAGCGUGAGGAGGUCGGCGCAGGCUACAACAGUGAGGACGAGUAUGAGGCGGCUGCAGCACGCAUCGAGGCUAUGGACCCUGCCACUGUCGAGCAGCAGGAGCAUUGGUUUGAAAAGGCCCUACGAGACAAGAAGGGCUUCAUCAUCAAGCAGAUGAAGGAGGAUGGCGCCUGUCUCUUCCGGGCUGUAGCUGACCAGGUGUAUGGAGACCAGGACAUGCAUGAGGUUGUGCGAAAGCAUUGCAUGGACUAUCUGAUGAAGAAUGCCGACUACUUCUCCAACUAUGUCACAGAGGACUUUACCACCUACAUUAACAGGAAGCGGAAAAACAAUUGCCAUGGCAACCACAUUGAGAUGCAGGCCAUGGCAGAGAUGUACAACCGUCCUGUGGAGGUGUACCAGUACAGCACAGGUACUUCUGCAGUGGAACCCAUCAACACAUUCCAUGGGAUACAUCAAAACGAGGACGAACCCAUUCGUGUUAGCUACCAUCGGAAUAUCCACUAUAAUUCAGUGGUGAAUCCUAACAAGGCCACCAUUGGUGUGGGGCUGGGCCUGCCAUCAUUCAAACCAGGGUUUGCAGAGCAGUCUCUGAUGAAGAAUGCCAUAAAAACAUCGGAGGAGUCAUGGAUUGAACAGCAGAUGCUAGAAGACAAGAAACGGGCCACAGACUGGGAGGCCACAAAUGAAGCCAUCGAGGAGCAGGUGGCUCGGGAAUCCUACCUGCAGUGGUUGCGGGAUCAGGAGAAACAGGCUCGCCAGGUCCGAGGCCCCAGCCAGCCCCGGAAAGCCAGCGCCACAUGCAGUUCGGCCACAGCAGCAGCCUCCAGUGGCCUGGAGGAGUGGACUAGCCGGUCCCCGCGGCAGCGGAGUUCAGCCUCGUCACCUGAGCACCCUGAGCUGCAUGCUGAAUUGGGCAUGAAGCCCCCUUCCCCAGGCACUGUUUUAGCUCUUGCCAAACCUCCUUCGCCCUGUGCGCCAGGUACAAGCAGUCAGUUCUCGGCAGGGGCCGACCGGGCAACUUCCCCCCUUGUGUCCCUCUACCCUGCUUUGGAGUGCCGGGCCCUCAUUCAGCAGAUGUCCCCCUCUGCCUUUGGUCUGAAUGACUGGGAUGAUGAUGAGAUCCUAGCUUCGGUGCUGGCAGUGUCCCAACAGGAAUACCUAGACAGUAUGAAGAAAAACAAAGUGCACAGAGACCCGCCCCCAGACAAGAGUUGAUGGAGACCCAGGGAUUGGACACCAUCUCCCAACCCCAGUACUCCUGCUCUCCGGUGCCACCUCACCUUCUUUGGCUUCUUCCCUCUUGCCUCCUUCUGUUCUUUCUGCUCUCCCCUCUUUUCCCUCCUCCUCACUUCCCUCUGGCUAGCCCACCCCUGCACUCUCUCUCAUUGCCGCUGCCACUAUCACCUGUCUCUCUGCCAGCUGAUGUGCCCUGUUGCCCCCCACCCCAUCCCGCACAGAACCAUCCCUGCAUUCCACAGGGGACUCGGGCAAGGGUGCCGAAGAUAGACAAGAGGCACACAGAGACAGACCAACUGGCAGCCAGGCAGCCCCAGAGGAGAGAGACAUUCAGACAGAGGAAAGUCUCCCUGCCCCUCAUUCCUUCCAAGAUGAGAAAAACUUGCCGCCACCCCCCGACACUGAUGCCAGGGAGGUGGGAGGAAGAAGUGGGAAAUUUCCCUUCCCAGUACCCCCAAGAACGUCUGAGCCUUCAAUGUUGAAUUUUUUCUUUAUUAAAAUUACUUUUAUCUUAUAAAAUCAACUAAUCAAAAAUGAUAUAGACGACAGCACUGGCUCUGUGAAGGUGGCAUCUUUCUGGGCAGGCAGGCCAUGGGGCAUGGAGGAGGGUGCAAAGAUAUGGGUUGCUGUCUUCUGGCCUCCAGCUGCAUGGAGGCCGGCCCAGGGUCUAGGGUGUGCACUGGGCAAGGGCAGGGCGGCAGGUGUCAGGCCGGCUUGGACAAUGAAACCCUGACCUUGCUGCAUUCCUUUUGCUUCCACCACCACUAGCUUCUUUGGAAUCUUGGGGUGGGGGUCAUCUUUGGGGAUUAUGGCUGCCACCCGGGAUUUGAGUGUAGGGAGUGUGGGAGCAGCCUUGGCAGAUGGGGCACCCGUGCCCUGCAGGUGUUGACAAGAUCCGCCAUCUGUAAUGUCCUUGGCACAAUAAAACCAAAUGUCAGUUUCCCUGAGCGACUCUGUUCUGUGUGGGGCAGGGGUUGGGCGGGCCUCUGGGCAGAGGAUGCAAUGGCACGGACCUUGGCUUGACCUCAGAGGUGUGAAUGCUCUCCAGCAGGGUCUGUCUGGGGGCCUGGAGUUUGUAUUUGAUUUGCUGCUUAUUAAACCUCCUUCUGGACCUAUUGCCACUGGAAAA